CCUUCUUCUUGAGAAGUGUAAAAACACCAAAAAAUGGAGAAACAAAUCCUUGAUUUCUCUCUAGUUCCAUUAGGUCUCUGUUUACUUCUAUCUUACCAUAUAUGGCUUCUCCAUCGAAUCAUACAUCAUCCAACCACCACUGUCAUCGGCAUCAAUAUCAUCAACAGACGUUUAUGGGUCCGAACCAUGAUGGAGGACACUUCCAAGAAUGGAAUUCUUGCAGUGCAGACACUGCGAAACAAUAUAAUGGCGUCGACAGUAUUAGCAUCUACAGCAAUCAUGCUUAGUUCAGUAGUUGCAAUGAUCAUGGCUAACUCGAAAGCUAGACCAUCUGGUGAAAUAGUUUUUGGAGGUCAAAGUGAAUUAGGGUUAUGGAUCAAGUUCUUCUCAAUCUUGGUUUGUUUUCUUUUAGCUUUCUUGUUUAAUGUACAAUCUAUAAGAUAUUACAGUCAUGCAAGUAUACUGAUAAAUGUGCCGGUGAAGAAGAUGAUAAGUCCACAUUUGACGGCAGAAUAUGUGGGGAAGACUGUGAUUAGAGGGAGUUUUUUUUGGUCACUGGGUUUAAGGGCAUUUUACUUUUCUCUUCCAUUGUUUUUAUGGUUAUUUGGUCCUAUACCUAUGUGUUUGUGUUGUGUUUUGCUUGUUUUUAUGCUUUAUUUUCUGGACGUUACUUAUGACUUUGGAGAGUUUGUUGAGGAGGAGUUGGUAGCAUUACACUAUUGA
Messenger RNA from Telopea speciosissima, 723 nucleotides. RefSeq lists its product as uncharacterized. Bases 34 to 723 code for a protein of 229 amino acids. The transcript has 4 exons. The record is from RefSeq and is a predicted model, not a curated record. NCBI's taxonomy places the organism in Eukaryota, Viridiplantae, Streptophyta, Magnoliopsida, Proteales, Proteaceae.